GCAAAGGUCGCGGCAGUUGCCGCAGCAGUCUUCACGAAUACCUAAAAAUUGCUUGUCAAAUCUUAUACAUGUCACUAUGACUGCCUUGGGUCACAAAAAACGGAAGAAUCGUACAUCCGACGCAGAUCCUGAUGCACCCAGAAAGAAGAAAGAGAAACUGAAACAGGACGCGGGGAAGCCCUGCACCAAACCUUCUCCAAGUGAAUUCCGGGUGACGAAAGCAACCAUAACACUCUCUGUACCUCCCGUAUUCGCCAGUAAUCUACGCGCGGGCGUGGAGGAAAUGUUAGAUAGCAUGAUCAUGCGAUAUAUCCCGUCCUUGUGCGGAGUUCUCUUGGCUCAUUCAAAUUUACAUUUCCUGAGUCCAACAGUGAGUAUAAAUGCCGACUGUCCUUUCGCGAUCUGCAAUGUCACUUUCGAUGCUACGGUCUGGAGCCCAAGUAUAGCCAUGAAACUUGUUGGCAAAAUUAUUCUGUAUUCUCCAGAUCAUGUUUCGCUGCUCCUCCACCGUACGUUUAACGUUUCCAUACCACGACACCACAUUCCACAAGAUGUCUGGGAAUUUGAAUAUGGUCCUGCGGAAAACGAUCCCGAGUAUGGAGAAGGUGCUGUAGCAUCAUCUAUCGUUGAAGAAGAGGAUGGAGGAAUGAAGGAUGGUGAUGGUGAGAAGGUGGAAGGCGAAGCGGUGCCGGAGGCGAGCGGACAGUGGGUACACCGUGUGACGGGAACGAAGCUUGGCGGAACAGAUGGGUAUCUAGAGUUUACAGUUAUCGGAAAAACUGUGGCGAACGAAAUGCUCUCCCUUCAAGGAUCCAUACAGCCUGAUCCCUUUUCUGAAGAACAUUCACAAUCAGGCAAGAGCUCCCGCAAAAAACGUGCCAAAUAAUUUCAGAUUAUUGUUCUGGCAUCUCAGAGGCUUCGUACAUAAAUCGUCGAGGGCUCGACUAUACCUUACUUCUCAGCCGUUACUUAAUACUAAUCAAAUAUACCUGCUACGAAACUGGAUGAGCCAGAAGAAACUGGGGCAGAAUGUGAGGCUCAAAACUGGGAUCAGCUCUCUGUGAGAAGUGCAGGCCAAGUGCGCAUAGCGACCUUGACAACAGUAUAUCUGGGAGGGGUGCGACUGGAUGGCAUAGACCUUAAAGGCCCUGGCGGUGGAAUCUGCAACGAGAAUAUCUAAUCCCUUGUCCUCGGCAAUUCACCCAUCAAGUUCCUGGUAAAGGUCGCUCUCAUCCUCAGUGGUAUCUUCCCCCAUCUUGAACAGAUUACACAUGAUUGGCAGCAUAUCUGAUUUG
Messenger RNA from Suillus subaureus, 1295 nucleotides. RefSeq lists its product as uncharacterized. The record is from RefSeq and is a predicted model, not a curated record. Gene Ontology annotation, biological process: DNA-templated transcription initiation. The coding region runs from base 77 to 886 and encodes 269 amino acids. Gene Ontology annotation, cellular component: RNA polymerase I complex. The transcript has 4 exons. Lineage: Eukaryota; Fungi; Basidiomycota; Agaricomycetes; Boletales; Suillaceae.